GUACCCACUACCGCCCUCUCUGGAGGCAUCGACUUUCUACAAUGAUAAGAGUAUGGUGGAGGAGCAUUGCAGAGAGCUUGAACUGUUCGUUUGGUAUCUCCUCUCCUUCUCCUCGGACCAGGCGGUGUGGAAGCUAGUCGUGUCAAAAUUCCUACAACUUGAUGAGGAAACUACUAGUUCACUAGCCUUCGUUGGCGACUCAGCGGGUCAUCCUGAUAUAAGACAAGCCCUUUAUGGUUACAGGCCCUCUAGUCCUCUCUUGUCUCCAUCUCACGAUCAUCAGGUCAUAGCCGCCGAGGGCCGUCUCAUACAUACCAUAGAUCUAGACGUCGGAGGAGGAGCCAUCUGGGAUGCCGGAGGAGCCAUCGACGAUGAGUGA
Messenger RNA from Perkinsus marinus ATCC 50983, 379 nucleotides. RefSeq lists its product as hypothetical. NCBI's taxonomy places the organism in Eukaryota, Perkinsozoa, Perkinsida, Perkinsidae. The annotation marks the transcript as partial. The record is from RefSeq and is a predicted model, not a curated record. The transcript has 4 exons.